UUUUCUCAUUGGCUCAUAAUUUGAAUAGUCAACUCUUUAACCAGUCAGUCAGUCGUGUUGUGCGAACUCGUUUUGUUUUUCCAAAAAGCGCCCAUCUUUGAUUAAUUCUUUUUUUUUUUUUUAAAUUCCACAGAACUUUCUCUACUACAACGUCUAUAUAUCUCAUCGCCUAUCGUUACAACAACAACCCAACACCUACUUUCUCAUUGUCAUAGCAUAACAUAGCAACCACAACUCUCUCUCUCUCUCUAAAUUUCUGAAAAAAAAAAACUCUGAUCUCUCUCUCCAUGGAUCCUGCUGUUAAUGUGCCUAGAUGGACACCAAGUCCUAGCCCAACAAGAACCCUUUUAAAGGAGCCCAUAAGAAGUGACAGUGUUGAGAGUAUUGACACAGAAAGCUUGGCUUCAGAGGAAGCAGACAUGUCAUUUGACAGCGGAGUUACAAGCUUCCCAUUCAGCAGCACUCCCCAUUCUAGUACUACCAGUCCUCCGCCACAUCAUCAAUAUGUUGGUCCUAAUACUAAUAAUGGCCGAUCCACUAGUCCUCCACCGCCUGUAGUACUACCCCGUCCUCGUUUUGUUCCUAACACUAGUGCUUCUACUAGUCCGCCACCGGUUGUAGUCACCCAUUUCGAAGCGCCGUCUCUGAGGGUUGAUGAUUCCGAUAUCAAACGGCCGCUGGAGGUGGAACAACGCGUCACGGUGGCGCCGGUUAGGAGGGCGGAAGAGAAAGUGAUUAGGUUUGAUGAUGUUCCUUUGAAAUUUUCAAGGGGUAGUGGUGUUUACAUGACAUGGACGGAUUUGUGGGUGACGGUGCCGGACAAGAAAGGCAGUCGCCGCCCUAUCUUGCAGGGGCUUACCGGGUACGUGGAACCCGGUGAGGCUUUGGCCAUCAUGGGACCUUCUGGUUGUGGCAAGUCUACCCUUCUUGAUACAUUGGCAGGGAGAUUAGGUUCCAAUAUGAGGCAGACUGGAGAAAUCUUGAUCAACGGUCGUAAACAAUCGCUUGCCUUUGGCACUUCGGCCUAUGUGACACAAGAUGAUACAUUAAUGACGACAUUAACAGUAAAAGAAGCAGUGUAUUACUCAGCUCAGCUUCAACUUCCAGACACCAUGUCAAGAUCAGAGAAGAAGGAAAGAGCAGAGGCCACAAUAAGAGACAUGGGCCUGCAAGAUUCCAUGAACACAAGAAUUGGAGGGUGGACGAAAAAGGGUCUGAGUGGUGGACAAAAGCGAAGAGUCAGCAUUUGCAUUGAAAUCUUGACCCGCCCAAAGCUCCUCUUCCUGGAUGAGCCCACCAGUGGGCUAGACAGUGCAGCCUCUUUCCACGUCAUGAACCGUAUUAUCAAACUUGCCAAACAAGACGGAAGGACAGUCAUUGCUUCUAUCCAUCAGCCUAGCAGUGAAGUCUUUGAACUCUUCCACAAUCUCUGCCUUCUCUCCUCUGGCAGGACUGUCUAUUUUGGUUCCACUUCAGCAGCAAAUGAGUUUUUUGCUAUAAAUGGCUUCCCAUGUCCAUCUAUGAGGAAUCCAUCUGAUCACUACCUCAGAACAGUCAACAAGGACUUUGAUGCUGACAUUGAACAAGGAUUUGGCGGGAAAACAAGCACAGUGGAAGCUAUAAACAUUCUUGUCAAGUCAUACAAGUUAUCAGAAGCUUGCCAGCAAGUUCAACACCGAGUACACCAGAUAUGCCAACAGAAUGGAGGAACAUUGGAGAAGAAGGGAAGCCAAGCCGGCUUCAUCAAUCAAUGCCUUGUUCUUACUAGGAGAUCUUUCGUGAAUAUGUAUCGCGAUCUUGGCUAUUAUUGGCUUCGUCUUGCAAUUUACAUGGCCUUGUGCUUGUGUGUGGGGACUAUUUUCUAUGACAUUGGAUCAACUUAUGGUUCAAUUCAGGCUAGAGGCUCAAUGCUCAUGUUUGUUGGAGCAUUCUUGACUUUUAUGGCCAUUGGUGGAUUUCCUUCUUUUGUGGAGGACAUGAAGAUUUUUACGCGGGAAAGAUUAAAUGGGCACUAUGGAGUGGUUCCAUUUGUUGUGGGGAACACAUUUUCUUCCAUUCCUUAUUUGCUAUUGAUCUCCGUGGUACCUGGAGCAAUGGCUUAUUACCUUGUUGGGCUUCAAAAGGGAAUUGACCAUUUUAUCUUCUUUGCUCUGCUGCUCUUCGGCUGCAUGAUGCUGGUCGAAAGCCUCAUGAUGAUCGUGGCUAGUAUCGUGCCAGAUUUUCUCAUGGGCAUCAUCACCGGGGCAGGAAUCCAAGGCGUGAUGAUGUUGAAUGGAGGCUUUUUCCGACUGCCAGAUGAUCUCCCCAAGCCAUUCUGGAGGUACCCAAUGUACUACGUCGCCUUCCACAAGUACGCGAAUCAAGGGUUCUACAAGAAUGAGUUCAUAGGACUGUCAUUCCCUAACGAGCACAUAGGAGGGCCAUCCACCAUUACAGGGGACCAAAUAUUGAGAAACGUUUGGCAAGUCGAGAUGGGUUACUCUAAGUGGGUAGAUUUUGCCAUAUUGAUAGGAAUGGUCCUCCUUUAUAGGUUCAUGUUUGUGGCAAUUUUGAAGACUGUUGAGAAGGUUAAGCCAAUGAUCAGAGCUCUUAUGACCCCUUCUCCUAAGAACUCAACUCACAUGGAAGAUCCCACUUCAUCACCUUGACAUGAAUCAAGAAUCAAGAAUGCCUUUCCAAUUAAUUUUUUUUGUAAGUUUGCAGUGUAAAGUGUUACUUCCAAGUGUAACCAAGGUCCAUUUUUUUUUUUUUUGGUUCAAGUGUAACCAAGGUUGGUGAUGAAGACCAAUGACUUGUUGGUCUACUGGUGUGAGAUAUAUGGAAUUGUUUGUGAAAUAAUUAGGAGUGAUUAGAGUUCCAGAAUGAAAAGUAUUUGAUGUUGAGUUUCAA
Cornus florida is the source of this 2889-nucleotide messenger RNA. RefSeq names its product ABC transporter G family member 1-like. NCBI's taxonomy places the organism in Eukaryota, Viridiplantae, Streptophyta, Magnoliopsida, Cornales, Cornaceae. The transcript has 8 exons. Gene Ontology annotation, molecular function: ATP binding; ATP hydrolysis activity; ABC-type transporter activity. The coding region runs from base 288 to 2648 and encodes 786 amino acids. Gene Ontology annotation, cellular component: membrane. The record is from RefSeq and is a predicted model, not a curated record.